AUGGCACUUCUCUAUGCCACCAUCUUUGGGAAUGUGACGACCAUUUUCCAACAGAUGUACGCCAACACCAACAGGUACCAUGAGAUGCUCAACAGCGUUAGGGACUUCCUGAAGCUCUACCAGGUGCCGAAGGGAUUGAGUGAGCGAGUCAUGGAUUAUAUCGUGUCCACCUGGUCCAUGUCCAGAGGCAUUGACACAGAGAAGGUCCUGCAGAUCUGCCCCAAGGACAUGAGAGCCGACAUCUGUGUGCACCUGAACCGCAAGGUGUUCAAGGAGCACCCAGCUUUCCGACUGGCCAGCGAUGGCUGCCUGCGGGCACUGGCCAUGGAGUUCCAGACGGUGCACUGUGCCCCGGGGGACCUCAUCUACCAUGCAGGAGAGAGUGUGGACAGCCUCUGCUUUGUCGUCUCCGGCUCCCUAGAGGUGAUCCAGGAUGAUGAGGUGGUGGCCAUUCUAGGGAAAGGAGACGUGUUUGGAGACGUGUUCUGGAAGGAAGCCACCCUGGCCCAGUCCUGUGCCAACGUUAGAGCCUUGACCUACUGUGACCUGCAUGUGAUCAAAAGGGAUGCCCUGCAGAAAGUGCUAGAAUUCUACACGGCCUUCUCCCACUCCUUCUCCCGGAACCUCAUUCUCACCUACAACUUGAGGAAGAGGAUUGUGUUCCGGAAGAUCAGCGAUGUGAAACGGGAGGAGGAAGAGCGCAUGAAACGGAAGAAUGAGGCUCCCCUGAUUUUGCCCCCCGACCACCCUGUCCGGCGACUCUUCCAGAGGUUCCGACAGCAGAAGGAGGCCAGGCUGGCUGCGGAGAGAGGGGGCCGGGACCUGGACGACCUGGACGUGGAAAAGGGCAAUGUCCUCACAGAGCACACCUUGGCCAACCACGGCCUCGUGAAGGCCAGCGUUGUCACCGUCCGCGAGAGCCCUGCCACGCCCGUGUCCUUCCAGGCGGCCUCCAGCUCUGGGGUGUCAGACCACGCCAAGCUGCACGCACCCGGGUCCGAGUGCCUGGGCCCCAAGGGAGGCGGGGGCGACUGCGCCAAGCGCAAAGGCUGGACUCGCUUCAAGGAUGCUUGUGGGAAGGGCGAGGAGUGGAACAAGGUGUCCAAGGCCGAGUCCAUGGAGACGCUCCCUGAGAGGACAAAGGCAUCAGGCGAGGCCACACUGAAGAAGACAGACUCCUGUGACAGCGGUAUCACCAAGAGCGACUUGCGUCUGGACAACGUCGGGGAGGCCAGGAGCCCCCAGGACCGGAGCCCCAUCUUGGCAGAAGUCAAGCAUUCCUUCUACCCCAUCCCUGAGCAGACGCUGCAAGCCACCGUCCUGGAGGUGAAACACGAGCUGAAAGAGGACAUCAAGGCCUUGAAUACCAAAAUGACAAAUAUUGAGAAACAGCUCUCUGAGAUACUCAGGAUAUUAACUUCCAGAAGAUCCUCUCAGUCUCCUCAAGAGCUGUUUGAAAUAUCGAGGCCUCAGUCCCCAGAAUCAGAGAGAGACAUUUUUGCAGCGAGCUGAGAGUUCUGUCAAAUAAAAAAGAAAAUCAAAGAUGAAAACAUACCGCCCUGCCCUAGACACCACCCCACCACACACACCUCCAUGACCAACAACUUUCCAAGUAAGCUUUUCCUGACAGAAAAUCAAAGUGGGACCAGUCGGUUAGGCACGUUCUCUCUGUUUUUCUCUAUCUGGGAAAAGAUACGAGGAGUGUGCUACUACCCUGCAAGAUGGCAGCUGCAACUGAACUGUCUUUGCACAAUUUUGGAAGAGGGGGCAUGCUGUUUAAAGGGUAUUUUCCUCCAUUUUUAAUUUUUUACUGCCAUGAUAUUUGUAAAAGAUGGAAACUACCAGAAAAGAACAGCAGCCAUUUGGGGAUUGGUGGGAGAGCACCGGAAAACCCCUCGUGUAUAUACCAUGGUGGGCUCCUUUGCCAAGACCCCCAAAGAUGGCGGUGGGCACAGGGAUUUCCCAGCAUUCCCUGUCCUUGUACAGCCUGUGUCUGAUGUCACCAUAUAUUUUCCUACAGUAGUUGUUUGUAACAAGCUCAGGACAAGGGGAGCUUGAGGGACAGGGAGGGUAGAGCCUUUAACUUUCUGUCUCUAGUGGUUAAGGCCAAAAAGCAGCAGAGGUGCUGUGAGUGCCUCCCGUAGACACUUAGAGCUGGGAAUCCUCAGGUCCCCUUUCCCGAAAGUGGUGAGCCAAGUGUAAGAGCUAGAGAGGAGCCCUUGGGAUCCAGAGAUUCUCUGGGCUGUGGUCUACAGCUCACUCCUGUGGGACAGCUGAUGGGGAGGGCUCCGGAGGCCCCAGAUGAAUCUCUAGCCUUGCUCCGUGCCACUGGCCUCCUGACACAGGCCCCUUUGCUUCUUUUCCUUCUCGACCUCCUCCCAAGUGUUCCUGUGGCAUUCCUCAGGGUAUGGGGCACUGGCAGGAAGGGCGAUGAGCCCAGAGUUGCUUUAUUAGCAAAGCAGACACACACAUACAACCUCAGAAAAACGAUUGUAGCAAGUGUUAUGUUUAUAUUAUGAUUCUUGCUGGGAUUGUCCUUCAGAAGUUUGUAUUUUGUCCACUGCAUGGGGUCAUUAUAGGACACCUGGGAGCCGUGCUUGGCUUUGUUUUAAAGCUAAUCUCUAUCUCCUACUAAAGUCAGUAGGACUUAAGAGAAACCAUGAAAA
Messenger RNA from Ceratotherium simum simum (southern white rhinoceros), 2666 nucleotides. The record is from RefSeq and is a predicted model, not a curated record. Lineage: Eukaryota; Metazoa; Chordata; Mammalia; Perissodactyla; Rhinocerotidae.